ACUGCAUACAUAUAUUAUUUAUACGGCCAGUGUCUGGGGAGAAUAGAUUUUUUUAAAAAAAAGAGAGAGAGGAUACCUUCAUGUUGUUUGUCAUUAAAGACGAUAAUAUCAAUUGAUCGAUGCCACGCUUACGGAUCAUUUCACACUUAACAAGCAAACUAGAAUAAUCGAGUACGGAAUACAGAAGGAAUAUUCGAAACAAAUAUAUGCAAAUACAGUGUCAAUACAACGGAUCUACAACAAAUCACAACUAAAAAAAAAUUUAAAAAAAAUAACAUAUCCGUCGCUCUGAUCGUUGUUGUUGAUGAUAAUGAUGCCAGCCACAACAAUUGUGAUGAGAUGAUAUCAAAUGUGUUGCGCGCCUAUCGGUCAUGAAUGAGUUGUUGAAAGUUUAAUUAAUUUCGAUCAGUUCGCUUAACUUUGCUCGAGUGUUAGUAGUAGUAGAGUGUGAAAAGUGUCAAAAAAAUUUGCUAAAUCGAAUAACAGUGAUGAUUUUGUGUGAAUAUUUCAAAUUAACAAGAGCAAUUUAAAACAAACAAAAAAAAUAAAGAAGCAAAAUAAAAAGUUCAAAACAAUUAACGAUUAAAUACACUUCAGGUGUUGUCGAAUUGAUUGAUUACACAGAAAGAAAGAGAAAAAAGUUUACUAUAAAUAAAUAAUUAAUUAAAUUUAAAUAUAAAAUAAAACAAAUUCAAUUAGUGUAAAAGAUAAUUAAAGUGCAAAUAUCUGACACUAAUAUGAGCUAAAUGAAAGACAUUUGAAAUACACACGAAUUUAAAAGAAACAAAUUAAAUUGAAUUGAAUAAAAAAAAAAAAAUAUUUAGAUCUUGAUUGAAAACAAAUACGUAACAAAACAAAAAAUAAUCCUAAAUAAAUCGAAUAUUUUGUGUGCGAAAAUUUAAAUAUUUGUAAAAAAAAAGUGUUAUGCAUCAAGCUGUUUAUAUGAGACCUUCAUCGAAUAUCAUGGGUCCCACGGAAUGUACUAGUGCCAUUAUGUCAUCCAUGUCAUUUAUCGACAAUAAUGGAUUAGCUGCCAACAUAACGGAUUAUGGUUGUUAUACCACAGAUCCUUGGUCUUCGCCCUACAUGGGUAGUUUGAGUCCAAUGAAACAAAUCGAAGCCUGCAUCCAAACAGCCGGUAAAGAUCGCACCACCUAUAAACCUCUUGAACGCACCGAUUCAAAAAUGACAGAUGGCGAUACGAAUAGCACGUGCAGCGGAAAAGAAGAAUCUGUCAACGCCUCAACAAAUUAUAGUGGCAGUGACACUAACAAUAACAACAAUAGCAGCAGCAAUAAUAAAAAAUCAAAUAAAAACAAAACAAAAGAAUCAACGACAAAUAAUAAAUUAGAAGAAUCCAUUCACCCACUAUUGGCUCAGGCCGUUGUAGUCUUGGAAACAAAAUCACUUUGGGAUAAAUUUCAUGAACAGGGUACAGAGAUGAUUGUAACAAAAUCAGGACGUCGCAUGUUUCCUACAUUUCAAGUACGCAUAGGCGGUUUGGAUCCACAGGCCACCUAUAUAAUGAUGAUGGAUUUUGUACCAGUCGAUGAUAAAAGAUAUCGAUAUGCAUUUCAUAAUUCCAGUUGGGUAGUAGCUGGUAAAGCCGAUCCCAUAUCACCACCACGUAUUCAUGUCCAUCCCGAUUCACCAGCACAGGGAGCUAAUUGGAUGAAGCAAAUAAUAUCGUUUGAUAAACUAAAAUUAACCAACAAUCAAUUGGAUGAAAAUGGACAUAUCAUAUUAAAUUCUAUGCAUCGUUAUCAGCCACGUUUCCACAUAGUCUAUCUGCCACCCAAGAACACUUCAUUGGAUGAAAACGAACACUCUGGUGAUUUCCGUACAUUCAUUUUUCCAGAGACAUCGUUUACAGCAGUCACAGCCUAUCAAAAUCAACGUGUAACCCAGUUGAAAAUUGUAAGCAAUCCCUUUGCAAAAGGUUUUCGAGAUGAUGGAACUGGUGAUGCAACAUCGGGUAUGAAUCAAAUGAGCCAUGAAUCACAUGCCAGAAUGAAACAACAUCACAAUGCCCAACAACAGCAACAGCAGCAACAACACCAUCAACAUCAGCAGCAUCAACAACAGUUAAAGGCCCAUCUCAAAGAUAUUAAUACAGUGGCAGAAAUGGAAAAUCAUCAAAAUUCCCUACUAACACAUGUGGCCACAACAUCACCAAAUCACAUGAACACUUCAUCGUCUACCCCCUCCACUACCGGCACUUCACCAGACCUCUUAAAUUAUCAGUCACUGACAACAACAGCCACAAAUGCCCUGAGUGGUGGACACAUGAAUGGCAAUUGUAUAUCGCCUAAAACGGAUCACUCCCACCACAGUGCCAAUUCACCUUAUGGUGGUGCCCACUCACAUCAUACCUCCUCGAAUUUAGUGGGUUUGUCGUCUAAUAUCUCUAUGCCCAGUGCGGCGCAUCACACUACCACACAUCUCAAUCUGAAUCUUAAUACCCAAGUAGUGCCCCAGCAGACCUCACCUCCAACACAUCACAAUCAUGGCCAGGUUAUGGGUGCUAGCAAUAUUUAUUCAUCCAUUGGCCAGCCCUAUACCACCGAUAAUGGCAGUUAUGGUCCCAUUUAUCAUCAUCACCACAAUGCCGCCCACUAUCAUGGCCAUUCGUAUGCCACGCCCUAUGACAAACUGAAAGUUUCUGGCCAUAUGCGCCAAACCCACGCUGUUUCAAAUACCACCCUCAGUGGCAAUAGUGUUAGUACACCUUCUCCCAACUCCUAUGCCAUGAGCAGCUAUCAAUCGUUUUAUGGCUCUCCACAUCAAAUGAUGCGACCUGGUGGCUACCUUGAUUUGGUACCCAGAUAAAUAAAUGUGUAUCCCAAAUAAAAUUAAUGUGCAAUUAAGCAAAACCAAAGAUUACUCUAUAUAAAUAGUAUUAUGAUUAAUAAAUAAAUAAAUAUUUGAAACACCUAAUAAUA
Molecule: messenger RNA, 2942 nt
Organism: Calliphora vicina (urban bluebottle blowfly)
Lineage: Eukaryota; Metazoa; Arthropoda; Insecta; Diptera; Calliphoridae
Gene: org-1
Product: optomotor-blind-related-gene-1
Exons: 6
Coding region: 925-2829 (634 amino acids)
Biological process (GO): regulation of transcription by RNA polymerase II; positive regulation of DNA-templated transcription; cell fate specification
Cellular component (GO): nucleus
Molecular function (GO): RNA polymerase II cis-regulatory region sequence-specific DNA binding; DNA-binding transcription factor activity, RNA polymerase II-specific
Source: RefSeq, a predicted model, not a curated record